Malania oleifera is the source of this 489-nucleotide messenger RNA. RefSeq lists its product as uncharacterized. NCBI's taxonomy places the organism in Eukaryota, Viridiplantae, Streptophyta, Magnoliopsida, Santalales, Ximeniaceae. The transcript has 3 exons. The coding region runs from base 1 to 489 and encodes 162 amino acids. The record is from RefSeq and is a predicted model, not a curated record. Gene Ontology annotation, molecular function: nucleic acid binding; zinc ion binding.
AUGGCAGAAAUUGCCAGGAGUUUGAAGGAACCGGGUGGUCCAUCGGUAGGCCACGGUAGUUCAAUUGAGAAGUUUAUAAAGAUGAGUCCUCUGGCAUUCUUAGGAGGGAUAGACCCUACAGUUGCUGAAAACUGGGUGCAGGAGAUAGAGAAAAUAUUUACAGGACAGCUGUCAGUACAGCAAUACGCGGCGAUGUUCAUCGAGCUAUAUCGCUUCGCCCUGUACAUCAUUCCAGAUGAGAAAUUGGUGAACGAUUGGAAGCAGAGGAGUAGAGGCAGAAGAAGAGAUCCAUACCUUCUGGUUCCCAGUAGGGGUUUGGACAUGGUUCAUGGUGCGCAGCCAUCUCCAGCUUGCCCAUCUUGCUGGAAGAGACAUCUGAGGGAGUGUCGUGUUGUGCGAGGUGUCUGCUACAGGUGCAAGGAGCCAAGACAUAUGAUAAUGGAGUGUCCGACACAGUUUGGUGCUACUCCUGCUCCUAUACCUACAUGA